Molecule: messenger RNA, 1239 nt
Organism: Recurvomyces mirabilis
Lineage: Eukaryota; Fungi; Ascomycota; Dothideomycetes; Mycosphaerellales; Teratosphaeriaceae
Exons: 2
Coding region: 1-1239 (412 amino acids)
Source: RefSeq, a predicted model, not a curated record
AUGUACAGCACAAUCGCUUCCGCCGCCCUUUUGGGCUUUUCCGCCAUCGCGGCCGCUCGCCCAGCCAUGCCAGCUGGCUACGGAAGUGCUCACUCCUCGUCCACCAGCUCGGCUGCGAUAUCCUACUCGACCGGCUCCUCUUCCAGCGGUCAAAAGGCCUUUGAUUUCCCACUGAGCAACGGCUUCCCGAACAUUACCAAGGGCUCGCAGACUCAACAGGAUAUCGAGACACAGGCGCAUGGUCAGAUCCCAAACCAGCCACCGCCACCACCGCCUCAUGCGGACUCUCUCCUGUCCCUCGGCUUCGUAGCCUUUAACGAGCUUUUUGAGGUCGCCUUCUUCACCGAGCUGAUCUACAACAUCACAAACAACCUCCCAGGCUACGACAACGUUCCCAACCGCAAUAACGUCCUCGAGAUCCUGAAGAUUUACCAAGCACAAGAGGAGCUGCACGAGCUGAACGCCAACUUCGCCUUUAACGCCUUCACCAAGGAGACGAUCUUGCCAUGCGAGUACAUCUUCCCAGUCGCCAAGUUCGACGACGCUAUCGCCUUCGCUGCACAAUUCACGGAUGUCGUGCUCUCCACACUCCCGGACAUCCAGACCAUCUUCGCUCAAUCCCAAGAUAACGGUCUCAUCCGUGGCGUGGGUGCUGUCAUCGGCCAGGAAGGCGAACAAGAUGGCUUCUACCGCACUUUAAUCGGCAAGCCUCCAGCUCAACUUCCCUUCCUCACCCAAGGCGCCCGUGACUUCGCUCUCAGCGCCAUUGUCCAGAACGCCGUCGUCGAUGGCUCUUGCCCGUCGCUCAGCCUCCUCACCAACCCCGAUCAGGUCGCUACUCUCAAGGGUGCCCACCCACUCAAGGUCUUCGAUGUCUUGACCCCCGUCACUGACAGCAAGGACUUCACGAUCGAGAAGGACAUCACUGCCACCUUCAAGGCCGUCACCGCUCAGUCCGUUUACAGCACCGCUUUCAAGCCCCAGAGCUUCGCUGUCCAGCAGACUUCCGGCCUGUUCGUUACCUACCUUAAUCAGGCUAACGUCCCUGUUGUCGUGGCGCCGACUUCGAUCGACAUUGAUUCGGAUGGUGCUUUGAUCAUUGAGGCUUCUUUUCCCGGCCAGUCGAAGUUCCUCAAUGGUCUCACCAUCGUCGCUAUCACCAACGCCAACGUCACGUCGUCUCCCGACGCCGUGGCUGAUGCGACUCUCUUUGGCCCUGCUCUGAUCGAGAUUGACUAG